AUGUAUAUGAUGCUAUACGUGGUCUUUAGCCUAUUAAUAUGGAAUGGUGAUGUUGAAUGUUUGCAACUACGAGCUAAACUUGUGGGUACCCACAUUAUCUAUCGUCAUGGAGAUCGUUCUCCGAUAAGUCUAUAUCCAACAAGCAACAGUAGUCCUUCCUAUUGGCCUGGUGGUCUUGGUCAAUUAACGCCUCGAGGUCAACUUCAACAAAUUCGACUAGGACAAUAUUUACGGGAACGAUACUCUGAAUUGCUUAAUUUGACCUAUGUUGCCGCUGAAGUAACUGUUCGAAGUACAGACUUUGAUCGAACUCUCAUGUCGGCUUAUUCAAAUUUACUUGGGCUUUAUCCUACAUCAAAGAACAAGUUAGACGCCAUUCUACCAAAACUAGACGACGACGGAUGGCCACAAUAUUUACCUUGGCAGCCAAUACCUGUACAUACAGUACCAAGCGCUGAUGAUCAUGUACAUAAUAUGAGUCUUUUUAUUUCAAGUAAAUGUUUAGUUUAA
Messenger RNA from Rotaria sp. Silwood1, 510 nucleotides. Lineage: Eukaryota; Metazoa; Rotifera; Eurotatoria; Philodinida; Philodinidae. The record is from the annotation of a GenBank genome assembly.